Oppiella nova is the source of this 363-nucleotide messenger RNA. The record is from the annotation of a GenBank genome assembly. Lineage: Eukaryota; Metazoa; Arthropoda; Arachnida; Sarcoptiformes; Oppiidae.
AUGCGACUAGAGUACAGGGAGAUUGAGAUACUGUCGACACUCGAUGACAAAUAUGUUGUUAAAUACUAUGAUUCGUGGCUGGAGUCCGACUCUCAAGGAACUGGAGGGCCGUCAGUAUUAUACAUACAGAUGGAGUUAUGUUCAUCCAAUUUGUGUGAUGUGACCAUGGUCAAAAAGACCUGUUUCGCAUCGGUUAAGAAUAAGAGUCUGGGUCAUGAGAUUUUGGAGGCCGUGGAUUACCUACAUGGCCAGGCUAUUAUUCACCGGGAUCUUAAACCGGAAAAUAUCAUGGUACUUUUGAAUUUGGCCACCAAACGGUGCAUUAAGCUUGGUGAUUAUGGACUGGCCAAAAUACAGAAAUAG